AUGGACACGUGGCUUGAAGGAGACGAAAUAGCGCUGGCCACGAUCCAACUGACGGGGGAUGAGAACAAGUGCGGGCUAAUUCGAGGUAAAACCACAACGAAGGAUACUUGGGCGACGAAGGACCAUCACCAGAGGGCAUCGCUGGGACUGAAAAUUUCUAAGAGAAAUCUCGCGGAGAUGCCGAAUUCCGCAAAUAUUUCUGGCCAAGGAGUGCCACCGAAUCAGCAGCAGCCAGAAGGUACUGGUCUGCAGCGAGACAGUGAUCCUAACCUCAACUUGGUAGGCCAUCCAGUAGGAUCAAACAAUGACGCUGCGGUUAUGAAUGUUCCGAGUGGAUCGACCAACACCCGUUCCCGCAAGAGCAGAUCAUCCAAGGCUAGUUCCCGUGCUUUACGUGCUUCUCUCGAUCUGCAGCGGCUCGAGGAGGAAAAGCGCCUGGAAAAAGAAUUUCUCGCCAGGAAGUACGAAAUCCUGCAGGCGCAGCUUGAGGAUGGACAAGGCAGUAGCAGUAGCGGCAGAACUCGUCGAUCGUCCCAUGGCAGUUCGCAGAGGACUCACGAUUGGGUACAGAGCCAGAUUGUCCCGACUACCAGUACAACCACCGAACCCCCAGUGAUUCCCGUGGGUACUCAGUCUCGGACCGGCACAAUACCCAAGGAUUUCCCUCCAGCGGUCGCAGUGACAACUAGUGUCAUGAUCAUGGAUGAAUCGAGUGUGCUGGACAUGCGAUCGUUAUCCAUCAACCCGAAUACAGUGGAUCAGGUGGCGCCGAAGGUACAGUGUGCAGCUAGUUCAUCGUUCACUCCAACCCGUCAUCGGCUCGCACAUCUGCUGGCUAAAAACACCGACCAAACGACUGCAGUAAACUGUGCAACCGAUUGUGAAGGCGCAGUAGGUGGUUGCACAACAAUUUCGACGGAUCAUCGUGCGUUGCCGACUGCGGUGAAUUUUUCCAUUUCGCCAACACGCACCCCGGAGGCUUUGAUGGAGCAGCUAAGUGAGCUGCAACAGCGUGUGGACAGUUUCCAGCAACAGUUGUUGGCUAAGACACCUUGUCAAGGCCAGACCCUAGAUCGACACCCGGACGAACCUCGGCACUUCCAGCCGACACAAUCAUCGACGGUGAAUGUGCCAAAGCCAGCGCGCAAAGUUGCGUACGAUCUGCCUACCAGCGACGGUAAUAACAAAGUCACCAGCUCGGUAAGUCAUACGUGCUGCAAUACUAUUUCUGCAUUUGUACCGCAAUUGAAUGUUUUGAGCUCGGUUGAUCUGUCGCUACCGACACGAGCUGUUGAACAAAUAAAUAAAACACCCCCUCCGCCCACCGGGCCAUGCUUACUUCCCCCCAUUCUACCAUUCGUGCCGGCGCAUAUGAGUACACCUCAAGCCCAUUCUACUCCCCCCUCCGUGCAUACAGUUUCCUCUCGAUUGUCUCCAAUAAUGUCGCCGAUGGUUCCCGCAUCUGCCCCCAUCACCGCUCCCGUCUCCGCUGCCAACGAUGUUGCUCGGCGGCAGCUAUUCGGUCCAAACUCACAGCAACUCGCCGCCAGACACGUCGUGCCCAGAGAGCUCCCUGCUUUCACCGGUGAUCCAGUCGAGUGGCCGUUGUUCCUGAGCUGCUACCAGAAUACGACAGACAUGUGCGGAUAUUCCGAUGGCGAGAACCUGAUGCGGCUGCAGCGGUGCCUAAAGGGAAACGCGUUGGAGGCAGUUCGAAGCCAUCUGAUGCAUCCAUCUUCUGUACCGUUAAUCAUCGACACGUUGAAAACGCUGUACGGACGUCCAGAGCAAAUCAUCAACUCUCUACUUUCCAAGCUUCGCGCGACGCCGACCCCAAAAUCGGAACACCUGGAGAGUCUGAUCGGUUUCGGUUUGGCAUGCAAAAACCUUUGCAGCCACCUCCAGGCAGCGGGUCUACAGGAUCACCUUUCGAAUCCUCUGUUGCUUCAGGAGUUGGUGAGUAAGCUGCCAGCUACCCUCAAGCUAAACUGGUCGCUCUUCAAGCGGCAAUAUGCCAUCGCAGAUCUCACCACGUUUGGCAGCUACAUGGACCAGAUCGUGACAGCCGCCAGUGAAGUGACGUUUCUCAACGAAACAGAUGGACAUCGUGGCAAGCAGGAGAAACCGAAGACGAAGGAGAAAAUGUUCGUGCACACCUCUGAGGAGAAGGCAGUGGAAAGCGUUUCCGUCAACCGUCAGGAGAACAAGCCGAAACCCUGUGCGGCCUGCAAGAAGGGCGGACACAGAAUAAAGGACUGCCACUCCUUCCGGAAGAUGCAACUUGCAGACCGCUGGAAACUAGUGCAAGAGCGAUUUCUCUGUCGUCGCUGUUUGGGCUCUCACGGCAAGUUCCCAUGCAAGGCAAGCAACUGUGGGGAGAAUGGUUGCGAGGAUCGUCAUCACAAGCUUCUUCAUCCAGGGAAUCCACAGUUAUCCCGAGCUACCGACACUCCAAAGACUACAAGCACGGUUACCGUUCAUCGGCAGUUCCAGCAAGCUGUUCUGUUCCGUAUUAUUCCGGUGUCGCUACACGGGAAUGGCAAAACCAUCAGAACGUACGCCUUUCUCGACGAUGGUUCAUCCAUAACUUUGGUGGAAGCGCAGGUAGCAGAAGAACUUGGAGUCACCGGUGCCAUACAUCCACUCUGCUUGCAGUGGACCAGUGGUGUUGAACGAGUAGAAGACGAUUCACAAGUGAUAAAGCUGCAGAUUUCCGGUGCAACGAACUCAACGAGGCUCGAUUUGAAGGAAGUGCAUACCGUUAAGAGUCUCAACCUUCCAGUGCAGUCGUUGGAUUUCAGCGUACUUUCCGAACAGUAUCCGCAUCUGCAGGGACUACCUGUCCACAGCUACACAGACGCCGUUCCUACGAUCUUAAUCGGUCUGGACAAUUCCUUCGUGAUGGCAACUCGGAAAAGCAGAGAAGGAGCUAGAGGCAGCCCGAUCGCAGCUAAAACUAGAUUGGGCUGGACAGUCUAUGGAAGCACAUCCACAGAAGCCGAACAAUCCGCUAACAAGCUAUUCCACAUUUCCGUCCGUUCGCCCGAUCAAGAGCUCCACGACCUCGUGAAGGAGUUUUUCGCAUUGGAAAGUGUGAAUGCUACAUCUUCUGCAAUAGAAAACAACGACGAUAGACGUGCCAGGCAGAUCCUCGAAGCCACUACCGUACGGACGGAGUCAGGUCGAUUCCAAACCGGCUUGCUUUGGAAAUACGAUCAUGUGGAAUUCCCAAACAGCCGGCCCAUGGCGGAAAAGCGAUUCUGCUGUCUCGAGCGUCGUCUAGCAUCCAAACCUGAUCUAUACGACAACGUGAAGACCCAGAUCAGUCAAUACCAAGCCAAGGGGUAUGCUCAUAAGGCGAGUCCAGACGAACUAGCUAGCUUCGAUCCUAAGCGGACUUGGUUUCUGCCACUGAACGUUGUUACGAACCCGAGGAAGCCGAACAAGGUGCGACUAGUGUGGGAUGCGGCCGCCAAAGUUCAAGGCCAGUCGUUUAACUCUGCUCUUCUGUCUGGUCCGGAUUUUCUCGCACCGCUUCCAGCCGUUUUGUCUUCAUUUCGCCAGUUCGAGGUAGCUAUUAGUGCCGAUAUCUGCGAGAUGUUCCACCAGAUCUUGAUUCGCCCUGAGGACCGGUCGGCUCAGUUAUUCCUAUGGCGAGACGAUCCGUCCAAGCAAUUCGAGGUGUUCGUCAUGGACGUAGCGACGUUUGGCUCCACCUGCUCUCCUUCUGCAGCCCAGUACGUAAAAAACCGGAACGCCGAGGAGUUUGCCGACGAGUUUCCGCAGGCAGCGGAGGCGAUAACGAAACACCAUUAUGUCGACGAUUUUCUGUGCAGUGUGGAUACCGAACAGGAUGCAGUGGAACUUGCAGAACAGGUGAAGUUAGUGCACUCGAAGGCUGGAUUUGAUAUACGAAACUGGCUGUCGAACUCGAAUCACGUUCUCACACGGGUCGGGGAACAACAAACGGAAUCUGCAAAGAAAGUUUGGAUCGAUAAGUCUGCCGCGUACGAACGCGUUCUUGGCAUGACCUGGAAGCCGGAAUCGGAUGUCUUCGUAUUCCAAGGAGUGUUCAGGGAAGAAAUCCAGGUUCUUCUUCUGAGCGACGCCGUUCCGACCAAAAGAGAAGUUCUGCGAACCGUAAUGAGCAUCUUCGACCCCAUCGGACUGGUAGCCAUCUUCGUAGUCCACGGAAAGGUGCUUGUACAGCACAUCUGGCGCUCUGGGAUCGGUUGGGACGAACGCAUUUCGGAAGUACUUCUAGAGCAAUGGCAGCGGUGGAUCAAAUUACUGCAGCAGCUGGACCGAAUCGAAAUCCCACGUUGCUACUUCCCUGGCUACUCCUCUGAAGACUACAGGACUGCGGAGCUGCACAUUUUUGUGGACGCAUCCGAAGAAGCCUUUGCUGCAGUGGCGUAUUUCCGGAUUGUCGAAGGAACAACAGUUCGAUGCUCGUUGGUUUCGGCAAAAACGAAGGUUGCGCCUCUGAAGCUAUUAUCCAUUCCCAGGCUAACUGAAAUCCACGAUCUCACGCAGGUCGAUGAAUGGCGCUGGGUGCCGUCUCGUUUGAAUGUGGCCGACGAGGCUACUAAGUGGGGAAAAGGCCCCGAUAUCACUUCCGGCAGUCGCUGGUUUCAAGCUCCAAAGUUCCUCUACGAGCACCCGGAUUCGUGGCCUCAGCAAACAAUGAAAGGCAACGAGUCGUCUGAGGAGCUUCGUCCGGUUCACCUUCAUCACGACGUAGCCCAGGAACAACUGUUGCAGUUUGGGCGGUUCUCAAAAUGGGAGCGCCUGGUCCGCGCUGUAGCCUACGUGCACAGGUUCGUGCACAAUCUUCGUUGCAAAGUCAAGAAGCAGCCUACAAGUUGUACGGAAUGGCUAACUCGAGAUGAACUACAACGUGUGGAGACAACCAUUUUCAAGCUUAUCCAGCACGAAACUUUCGGGGACGAGAUCGUUAUUCUCAAGCGUAAUCAGCAACUUCCCGCUGGUGAACAACUGCAGCUGGACAGGACCAGCAAGAUUCGCAAGUUUUCUCCUUUUCUGGACGAGCAGGACGUCAUGCGAAUGGACGGUAGAAUCGCAGGUGCACAGCAGGUUUCGUUCGACUUUAAGUUCCCAGUUAUUCUGCCCAAGCGACACGGCGGCACUACACUUCUGGUAGAUUGGUAUCAUCGGCAGUACAAGCACUGCAAUGCGGAAACAGCGGUAAAUGAGAUGCGUCAAAGGUUCCACGUGUCGGAGAUGAGAGUUGCCUUCAAGCAGGCCGGAAAGCUGUGUCAGUGGUGCAAAGUCUACAAGGCAGUUCCAGAAAUCCCGAGAAUGGCUCCAUUGCCACAAGCAAGGACGGUAUCGCACGUUAGGCCAUUCACUUACGUCGGCGUGGACUACUUCGGGCCGAUGUUGGUGAAGCAGGGACGCAGCGAGGUGAAACGUUGGGUCGCGUUAUUUACCUGCUUGACCAUACGCGCAGUGCAUCUUGAAGUGGUGCACAACCUCACAACGGAGUCCUGCAAGAUGGCGGUAAGGCGUUUCGUUGCACGGAGGGGGGCCCCGAGGGAAAUCUUUAGCGAUAGAGGAACGAACUUUGUGGGUGCAAACCGUGACCUGAAGAUGGAACUCCAGCAGAUCAACAGCAACCUCGCUAGUACCUUCACCAAUACGGAUACACAGUGGCGUUUCAAUCCACCUUCCACGCCGCAUAUGGGGGGAUCUUGGGAGCGCAUGCCGGAUGAUGAGACCCUCCGUACGCUCCUGGUGGAAGCGGAAUCCAUCGUGAACUCGAGGCCGCUGACAUAUCUCCCAAUCGAUUCUGAAGAGCAGGAAGCCCUCACACCGAACUGCUUCCUAAUGCUGAGCACUAGCGGCGUCAAUCAGCCGGCCAGAGAACCGAUCGAGGAGAGGGCGACAGCAAGGUGUAACUGGGACCUGUGCAAACAACUGUUAGACAGAUUCUGGGCUCGGUGGAUCAAGGAAUAUCUUCCAACGAUCACGAAACGCACCAAGUGGUUCAGAGAAUACAAACCCGUACAAGUCGGCGAUCUAGUGAUUGUUGUGGAGGAUCGAGUACGGAAUGGCUGGGUCAGAGGACGAGUUGUUCGCGUGUUUCCAGGACGGGACGGCCGUAUACGCAAUGCGGAAGUAGCGACAACCAGUGCAGGAUUGCUGGUGCGGUCGGUAGCGAAAUUGGCAGUUCUGGAAGUAGGAGGUACCGCUGAAGUAGACUUCAAGCAAUACGGGUCGGGGGAUGUUCCGAACGAGCAGAAACCUGCACCCCGGUGCGACAGGGUCACUCGAUCCACUCACAGUAGAAGAUCGUAG
Molecule: messenger RNA, 6321 nt
Organism: Aedes albopictus (Asian tiger mosquito)
Lineage: Eukaryota; Metazoa; Arthropoda; Insecta; Diptera; Culicidae
Exons: 4
Coding region: 1-6321 (2106 amino acids)
Molecular function (GO): nucleic acid binding
Source: RefSeq, a predicted model, not a curated record